Messenger RNA from Drosophila melanogaster (fruit fly), 3398 nucleotides. It is a transcript of the gene Eaat2, whose product is annotated as excitatory amino acid transporter 2. NCBI's taxonomy places the organism in Eukaryota, Metazoa, Arthropoda, Insecta, Diptera, Drosophilidae. Gene Ontology annotation, molecular function: symporter activity. Gene Ontology annotation, biological process: dicarboxylic acid transport; transmembrane transport; neutral amino acid transport. Gene Ontology annotation, cellular component: membrane. The transcript is spliced from 6 exons. Bases 797 to 2536 code for a protein of 579 amino acids. The record is from RefSeq and is marked reviewed.
ACAUUCGCAGGAGCAAGCUUGAAGUGAGCGGUUCGCAUUCCGAGGAGCUGUGAAUCAGGAGCAGAAAAAGGAUAACCAGACACGGCUGAAAAUAGUGAAAACGAAAGCGGAAGAAGGCUGAACCUAAGGCCACGCUGUGGGGCUUGGAAAAAGUAACCAGGAGCAUAUAAUCACCUCCUAUUUGAAAACGAAUUUAAGGUCGAACAGGACCUGACACAGUGACAGACGACCGCUGACCCGGACUCUGAAAAAUCGAUUAUCUGUGUGUGUGCACAACACAGGCCGCGAGUGCGAGUGCAGUUCAGCGUCUUGAAGAGAGCCAGCACCACCCUCCGCCCGCUUACGAAGGUCAGCCCCAUCUGAUUGCCUUUCCAGAGCGGUCAGUUGCCAAAAGCCACAACAACGGAGCCGUUAACAAACAAUCGCCGCAGCAGCGAGGAAGGAACGAGGCUUAGAGGCGGAACGCAAACGCCGCCGAACAAAAGGAAGACAACGCCGCACCGGUAGAAUGGCCUACCUAAUCAACAUCCUCAAGUUCAAUGUGAAGUACUUAAAAAAUCAAUAACUGGACACCAGCACCGACCGAGCAACCAGCCAAACAUCCAUAUAUUCCGCAACAGGAGCAGUCGCAUUCCAACUGAAACACAGCGGGGAAUCCCCCACCAAGCGCUAGCUCUCUCUUUCUCUCGGUCGCCCUGUCUUGCUUGCUCCUCUCUUGGUUUUUGGUUAUCGGUUUUGUCGCCACCGCUCCGCUGCGCCUUAAUCUGCGCCACCCGGAAGCUUGGACAUUUGGACAAUGGAAAUGGAAAAGUCUGGCAAAUUUUCAGAUUACCUCUUCGCCAAAAUGGGUCCCCCCACCUCAACUGAGCUGCCUCCGAAGACCACGGAAUGCAGCGAUGCCCCCGUGGAGUUGACCGGUUACCGCAGGUGGCUCUCCGAGAAUCUAAUGCUCCUGGUCACCCUUUCCGGAGUUCUCCUUGGUGUAAUACUAGGACUCUCCUUACGGCCGCUUAAUUUACAUGGGGACUCCAUCAUGCUGAUUUCCUAUCCUGGCGAACUGUUUAUGCGCGUACUCAAGCUGAUGAUUUUGCCGCUAGUUAUAUCGAGCCUUAUUGCCGGAUCGGCCAGCCUUAACGCCAAAAUGAACGGCAAGAUAGCGCUGCGCACGUUGGUUUACUUUGCCAGCACUUCGUUCUUUAACGCUGCACUGGGAAUCGCUCUCGUUCUGCUCAUCCAUCCUGGAAAUCCGGAUCUGCACAAUGCGGACGAUCGAUCUACAGAUCGGCGGGCAGUUAACCUUCUAGAUAGUCUUUUGGAUUUGGGCAGGAACGUAUUCCCGGACAACCUGUUUCAGGCCUCCAUUCAGCAGGCGCACACCGUCUACUUGCCCAAGCCGAGUAUCCUGCACGUCUUCAACGAAACGAUGAAUGACACCUUGGCAUCCGGAUCGGAGGCCCAACGCUUGUCUGAAGACCUUACGGAGGAUGUGGUGCUGGUGAGGGACAUCCAGUACCGCAGUGGAACCAACACCCUGGGCAUCGUCUUCUUCUGCCUGGUGUUUGGUACUUUUUUGGGAACCAUCGGCCAGAAGGGUCAGGUCGUGGUUGACUUCUUUGCCGCCAUUUUUGAGGUGAUCAUGAAGAUGGUCACCUGCGUGAUGUGGCUGACACCCGUGGGCAUUAGUUCUGUGAUCGCUGGGAAGAUACUGAGCGUGGGCGAUUUGGGCCUGGUGAUGUCGCAACUCAUGUGGUUCAUCGUCACGGUGGCCAUCGGCGUCUUUAUCUACCAGUUUGUGGUGAUGCAGGCCAUAUAUUUCGUCGUCGUGCGUCGAAAUCCGUUCAAGUUCUACGCCGGACUCAUCCAGGCCAUGCUUACCGCCUUCGCCACGGCCUCAACCGCCGCUGCCCUGCCCAUUACAUUCCGCUGCAUGAACGAGAAACUCAAGGUGGAUCCGCGGAUCACGCGAUUUGUCCUUCCAAUCGGAUGCAACAUCAACAUGGACGGAACGGCCCUAUAUAUCGCAGUGGCAUCGAUAUUCAUUGCCCAGAUGAGCGGCAUGGUUCUGGGAUUUGGAGAGCUCCUUACGGUCCUUCUGACCUCCACGGCUGCCUCCAUGAGCUCGGCCAGCGUUCCGAGUGCUGCCCUGGUACUCCUUCUCGUGGUGCUGACCGCCAUUGAUGCGCCUGUUCAGGAUGUCACGCUGCUCUUCGCCGUGGACUGGUUUGUGGAUCGGAUUCGCACCACCAAUAAUAUGCUGGGUGACUGCUACACUGCUGCCGUAGUCGAGGAGUUGUCGCGAAAGGAGUUGAUGGCUUUGGAUGCCGCUUCCGUUAACUAUCAGGACAUGCCCGCUGGCACCCCCAAUGGACAUGGACAUGGACAUGGACACCACGAUGGAGGACUUCUCGAGGGGCAGACCGAGUUGGAGACGAGCAGCAAGUGCGUUAUGACAAUGACGGACUCGGUGGUGGUGGACAUUAGUGCGGUGAUGAAUAACGUGAACCUGCAGCAGGAGCAUUGUAACCGCAGGGUCUAGGAUGUUUUGAACAGCCCAGAUUCGAUUUUAGUUCGUCAGCAUCAGCUCUAUAGUCCCAGUAGCGCCACCACCACAAUUACAACACAUAUGAUAUUCACCACCAAUAGACCGCAGUGUUCCCCAACAAACAAAUUUUUGAUAUAGGAUCUUUAAACAACAAAUGAUCGGAUAUAUAUCGAGAGACUGUCUGACGAACCCACCCGCAUUGAAUUUACUCCUCUUUUGGACCAGUGUCGAUAGCAAUUAAUUAGCCUGAACACUUAAAGGACUCCGCAUACGUAAAUAUGGAAUAUUCAUCUUGUAGGACUCGCAUAAGAAUAUUAUAUGCCACAUGUAAGCAAAGGACGAAAAAACGCUGAGCGCGGGAUUUUUUGGGAUCCAUCCUGGGAACUAUGUGCAUAAUCUAUGGGUAUUAUUUUGUAAGCUCGAUUGUGAUGGGGUCACCAAGCUGAUUUGUUUUAUAAUGUUGUUUAUUUAUACGUUAUAUAUGUGUUGUUUGGGAAUAUUAUGAGAGAUCAAUGUUUAAGUUGAUUGAGGAGGGAUUGAAAGGUAGAAUCGCAGGUUGUACAAGAAGCUGGCCUAGAUUUAGUUUUAGUUGACCUCCUAUUUUCCCGAAACUCACGUUUGGUUAUACGCCCCUGAUAAACAAUUAACAACUAAUGGCUAUGGAAUAUCACUUACCAAUUACUCAUUUUCAGUUACUGAUACCAAAUAUCACACAUGCAUUCGUAGACUGAUAGCAGACUUAGUAGCGAUAACUAAUAUGUAUCUGCAUAUAUGCAAUACUUACUAACCAAUAUCCGACAUUCGAUUUGUACGCGGACGCAUACGCUGAAUACAAUAAAGUUAUUAUAUACCACCU